Messenger RNA from Fusarium oxysporum Fo47, 1025 nucleotides. RefSeq lists its product as uncharacterized. Lineage: Eukaryota; Fungi; Ascomycota; Sordariomycetes; Hypocreales; Nectriaceae. The coding region runs from base 482 to 811 and encodes 109 amino acids. The record is from RefSeq and is a predicted model, not a curated record. The transcript has a single exon.
CUGAUCUGUACCUGGGUUUAAAUCGUGAAGCUAAGCUUAGCUUGAAGUUCAAAACACCAACACCAAAGACCCAAGAUGUAGAAUAAACGUGCUUUUUUUUUUUUAAAUGUUUUGAGAGCAAGAAAAAUGAAGGACAAGUGCUGCGACAUAUGCUGCGGCAUGUGCCGCACUCAAAGGAUCACAUUCUCAUCCCCCUCAGCCCAGACCCAGCCCAGAUGCAAGCCUCGAAUGCAUAGAAAGCCCUUGUGUUACACCAACCUCAAGGGCAUUCGAUGCCCAACAGUCCUCUCGCGAUCAUCGGACCGGUCCGACAAGCUUGAUUCGCUAAAUAUACUGAAUUUUGCUUCUGUGGGCGAAAGGUAGUCCCGCAUGCAUACUCCUGCUGGUCAAGGUAUAUAUGAGGCCCAAAUCCCCCAUCUCAAGACUACUACUCAACUAGCAUUUUUUUUUAUCAUUUCAUCACCACUAAGACCAAAAAACCAUGUGUCAAACGGUUGAAGAAAACGGAAACAAACCGCAGAAGCAGAGUCAGAACUGCUGCAUGCAAUCCUCGGCUACGCGAUCUUCACAGGGUCCUGCCGAUCAGCCUCAAUAUCACGUCGAGACCUUCCCCAUCCCCGCUCCUCAAUCGGAAUAUGAUUUUGAUCACCGGAGAACCAUCACCAUUGAAUCUCAGCAGCGACUAUGGCCUCAGGACAUCUGGGUUCACAGUCCACAUGGACGACAGCUGUAUCAGCCUGUAUUGAUGUUUGAGACGACUGCCCCGGAGGACAAGAUGGAGACGAAUGGACAUGCUUCUAAGAGCGGUUAAUGUCCUCAACACCUGGACGGAGAAAUCUUGGUAUGCGAUGCGAUAUGGGAUGUUUGUCUGGAGGAGUCGUGAUGGGAAAAUGGAAUUGAAAGGGAAUGGGACGGUAUGUUGGAGAGUCUGUGAUGACAUCGCCAAUCACUGAUGAUCAAUUGGGAUUUAUUUGCAAUUCGACAAAAAAAAAAAAAAAAACCAAUAAAACCAUAAAACAAGAACA